AACAAGUAUAUAAGAUAAUGACAUUACCGGAAUUGAACGUAGAUGAGCUCCUUGAGCAACUCACCGUUAAGGAAAAGAUUGAUCUUCUCGCUGGUAGAGAUGUAUGGCAUACUGUAGCCAACAAAAGACUGGGAAUACCUUCGAUCAGGACAUCUGAUGGUCCUAAUGGUGUUAGAGGAAUUUACUUCUUUGAGGGUACACCCUCUUCCUGCUUCCCAGGUGCGACAGCUUUGGGUGCUUCAUUCGACAACGAACUGUUAGAGAGAGUUGGCAGUGCUUUAGCUGAUGAAUGUAUAGCAAAAGGCGUACACGUGCUUUUAGCUCCUACUAUCAACAUUCAACGCUCACCUCUUGGAGGCCGUGGUUUCGAAUCUUACUCUGAAGAUCCUGAGUUGAGUGGUACACUUGCGAAAUACUACGUAAAAGGUUUGCAAGAUAAGGGCAUAGCAGCUACGAUCAAGCAUUUUGUUGCUAAUGACCAGGAAUUUGAGCGUAUGUCUAUGUCUUCUGAAGUCUCAGAAAGGGCACUCAGAGAAAUUUAUUUGAGAGCUUUCGAAAUCCCCCUGAGGGAAUCAGAGUAUAAACCAUGGGCUGUUAUGACAGCUUAUAAUCGCAUGAAUGGGUUGCAUUGUUCGGAAGACCCUCGACUUCUCAAGGAUAUCCUUCGUGAUGAAUGGAAAUGGAGUGGUGCGGUUAUGUCAGAUUGGUGUGGCACUUACUCCGCAGACGCUUCAACCAGUGCUGGUCUUGAUUUAGAGAUGCCGGGUCCACCUGUCGUCAGAGGUGCUGCUCUUCAACGUGCUCUUGCCGCUAAGAAGGUUACCAUUGAAAGCAUUGAUGCAUGCGCCAGAAACAUCCUUGAACUAAUCAACAAAGUGCGCAAGAGCGGAAUAGAUGAGGAUAUUCCAGAGCAGGUACUCGACACACCGGAUAUCCGUCAGAUACUUAGAGAAUCUUCUGCAAACGGUGUAGUACUUCUAAAAAACGAUGAAAACAUUAUGCCAAUAAGAAAGGGAAUCAAGAAAAUAGCUGUAAUAGGUACAAAUGCAGAAUCCGCAAUUAUUUCAGGUGGUGGUUCAGCUGCACUUAGAGCAUCUUACUCCAUUUCUCCACUUGAUGCUAUCCGUGAGCAAGCUAAAGAGAUUGGUGCUGAGGUUGUUUACUCACGCGGUGGAAAUGCACACAAGCUCACACCACUUUUUGGUCCCGAGUUGAAGACCAAGGACGGUAAAGCAGGUGUGGAUGUUAGUUUCUAUGCUAGCGAUCCAUCUGCUGGUAACGUUAAGCCUGCUCACGUACUUCACGCACACUCUUCGCAUAUGUUCUUCAAUGACAACCUUCCUAGUACUGAAGUAUUCCCACUUACUUGCUGGUCUGAAGCAACCGGUACAUUUACUCCAAAUAAGACUGACAACUACGAGCUCGGUGUUGCUGGUAUUGGUAAAAUUGAUCUCUAUAUCAACAACGAGAAAGUUGUUGACAACUCUACUGAUCCUCAACCAGGCACGUUGUGGUUCAAUUCCGGAUCUGAAGAGCGCACAACCGUUAAGCAUCUUGAAGAAGGCAAGCAAUACACAAUUACAGCAAAAUUAUACUACAGUAGCGAAGGUUCUCAAGCUGCUGGUACUCUUUCACCACUUUUAAGAGGUGGUAUUCGAUUUGGUAUUGCACCAUUCAAAUCACAGGAAGCAUUCAUUGAAGAAGCUUUGGAAGCUUGUCAAGGUGCUUCUCUAGUCCUUGGUUUCGUAGGUCUCAACAAUGACUUCGAAAGUGAAGGUUUCGACAGACCAGAUAUGAAACUCCCAGAAUCAGCUAAUGCGUUCAUGGAUGCUAUUGCUUCUGCAAACGAAAACACCGUCGCUGUAGUUCAAACUGGUACACCUGUAGAAUUACCUUGGGUUAACAAAGUUAAGGGUGUCUAUCAAGCUUUCUAUGGUGGUAAUGAAGUCGGUACUGGCCUUGCUGAUGUCCUUUUCGGCAAACACAAUCCAUCUGCGAAACUACCAUUAACUAUUCCAGUCGAAUUGAGAGACAAUCCAUCACAUUUAAACUUUGGUGGUGAGAACGGACGUGUUUCAUACGCUGAAGGUGUCUUCGUGGGAUACAGACACUUCGUUACAACUGGAAGACAACCGUUAUACCCAUUCGGUAAAGGGUUGAGUUACACUUCAUUCGCUAUCACUGAACCACAUCUUGAAAGCAAAGGCGACUAUGAGGUUGUAAUCAAAGUUAAUGUCAAGAAUACCGGUGACGUUGCCGGUAAAGAAGUCAUACAGCUCUACGUACAUGAUGUUGAGUCUCGCCUUGCUAGACCAUACAUUGAACUGAAGGCAUAUGGCAAGACCAAGACAUUGAACCCAGGUGAAUCACAAGAAGUUGUGUUGAACCUUAACAGACGUGCAUUCAGCUACUUUGAUGAUUUGAAAGGAAAAUGGGUUAUUGAAGCCGGUGAAUUCAGACUCCUCGUCGCUACUUCAUCCGCAACUGAAGAUGUUAAGCACACACUUAGCCAUACUAUUAACCAAUCUACCGAAUUCAUCUAGCAUGUUUAAAGAUUAUUAAGUUUUGGAUAUAUAACUUCUUUUU
This is a messenger RNA of Wallemia mellicola CBS 633.66, 2586 nucleotides long. RefSeq names its product putative beta-glucosidase precursor. The record is from RefSeq and is a predicted model, not a curated record. The transcript is spliced from 7 exons. Gene Ontology annotation, biological process: glucan catabolic process. Gene Ontology annotation, molecular function: beta-glucosidase activity. Bases 18 to 2543 code for a protein of 841 amino acids. NCBI's taxonomy places the organism in Eukaryota, Fungi, Basidiomycota, Wallemiomycetes, Wallemiales, Wallemiaceae.